AUAAGGACCUGCGUAGAAUUAUUUUCUGGAUGUCGUGGGCGCCGUUUUCAACACUUUGUAUUGUGGACGAACUUUCAACGAUCUCCUCAACUUCUCUUCACAAACAGUGGGCGGGCUUUUCAGAGCUUAAACUCUUUACAUAAGACCUGAAAGCAUAAAUUUAUCUGCAGCAUUAAAGAUUGUGAAGAGAGCAGAAAGCAGUUCAAUAAUGGGGUUUUCUCGGUUCCUGAAAAAUUUGUUCAAUUGCGCAAAACCUGAACGAAAGAGUUCUUCUAGUACGGAGAACAGAGUUCCGGAGAUAUCUGUUUCGAAUCCCGAGUCAUUAUUGCCGUCAAAGAAGGAGCUUGAAGUCGUCUUCAAAACAUUUGACAUCAAUGGCGACGGAAAGAUUUCGUGGUCGGAGGUCGGCGAGGUUAUAAGCUAUUUUGGGGGAAAAGCCACAGAAGAAGAGCUUCAGCUCAUGGUGAAGGCAGGGGAUCUUAAUGGCGACGGUCUUCUUGAUUUUUCGGAAUUCAUGGAUUUGAACACAAAAGACAUCGAUCUUGACAGGGUUUUGCGGGACAUGGAAAAAGCCUUUGAUCUUUUUGAUCUGGACGGCAAUGGAUCCAUUUCUGCAGAUGAAUUGCAGAGAUUUUUUAGAAAUCUUGGGGAGAAAUACAGCUUGGAUGAGUGCCAGAGGAUGAUUGAUGGCGUUGAUUGUGACGGAGACGGGUCUGUCAAUUUUCAGGAAUUUAUGAUCAUGAUGACCAAGCCGUCAGGCCUAGGAGAAUAAAAUAUAUUUUUUUGUUCUGUUGAAGGUGCAAUCCUGUGAUGCUAGCUGCUCUGGUUGUCCAGUGAGGUGGGCCUACGAGUUUCGAUCGGAUAAUGUUUCUGAUCUUUAUGGCCGAUAAGGAAAAGCUUACGUGGCGCCUGUGUAUUUUUGCUGUGGUCUCCACGUAGAUAAAUGAGCAAAUUGAUCACUACGUGGAUAUGUAAAUAGAUGUUGAUGUAUUUUCCCAAAUUGUAGAUCUCGACUUUUAAAAAUUAUAGA
Messenger RNA from Cryptomeria japonica (Japanese cedar), 1030 nucleotides. Its product is annotated as probable calcium-binding protein CML25. The coding region runs from base 209 to 772 and encodes 187 amino acids. NCBI's taxonomy places the organism in Eukaryota, Viridiplantae, Streptophyta, Pinopsida, Cupressales, Cupressaceae. The record is from RefSeq and is a predicted model, not a curated record. Gene Ontology annotation, molecular function: calcium ion binding; enzyme regulator activity. The transcript has a single exon.